AUGGAAGCUGAUGCCCGCGAUGGAAUAUCCCUCUCAGGGUCUCCUGGCACAACUGAUGUAGUCUCUCACACAAAUGUUGCUUCUGGACGAGUUCCAAUCAGUGCUCCGUCAGCAGGUGCACCACGCAUAACCCCUGAUGAUGCUGAUGCCGAUGCUAUGACGGGCGAGGUUGGUGAUUCAUCUACGAGCGCCAAGUUCUUUGGAAGCAGCAGUGCCGUGUCCUUUAUGCGCCAGAUCAACACUGCUAUUGACACCCUUCUAGACGGUUCUCAUACGUCGGCGCCUUCUCAAACUAAUGAUACUUUGCGGAGGACCAAACCGAUUACUACUCGAAACGAACCUAUGCUGGACCCCCUCGCCUACACGCUGCCUGCGAGGAAGUUUGCUGACGCUCUCAUCGCUGACUACUAUGCGUCCGUCUGGGCAAUUCUGCCCGUGCACGACUGGACCAUAUUUAACGAAGCAUACACGGACAUGUGGCUUGGAAAGUCAUCUGAACUUAUUUCUGAGAGUGAGCUGUACUGCAUGACAAACCUCAGCUUUGCCCUAGGAAGCCAAUUCUCCCAAAACAUUACUCCGCAGCAGAGAAGGAAACUGGGACAGACGUUCUGGAAGAGGGCAGAGGCUAUCUUUGAUACCCAUCUAAGAAGUGCUCCAUCUAUGGAAGGUGUCCAAUGUCUGCUGAUGAUGGGCCUUUUCCUUCAGGGCGCAUCAGACUCUCAUCGUUGCUGGAUGACUGUCGGAUCUGCCAUUCGAAUGGCUCAAAGUCUCGGCCUUCACUCUUCAUCAUCAGCGAACACGAAUGGAAGUUUUCGCGAGAUCGAGAUUGGCCGAAGAGUGUGGCACGGCUGUGUUUUCAUGGAUCGCGUACUAUCGAUGACCUUUGGCCGGCCGAGCAUGAUCGCUAAUUGGCUAUCCGACGCUGUACCACUACCUCUGAUGAUCGAUGACGAGUUCUUAGAUACCCAAAGACAGGCCACGGCAAGUCGACCUGAUGGUGAAACCUCGCGCGUUGGGUUCUUCAUAUUCUCGCUGGAACUCUACAGCAUCGUCAAUGAUUUCUUGCUAGAGUUAUACAUGGAUCCACCCAGCAGAGCAGUAAAGGCGAAGACAAGCCUUAGCACCGUGAUUGGGUAUGACGAUCGACUCGAGAAGUGGCUGAACUCCCUACCUGAGUUCCUUCGCUGGUCGUCGCAGAGCCCAGUUGAUGAUUUCAUCCUCCAAAGACAGCGCAUUGUCCUGAGAGCGCGCUACCUUCACGCCCGCAUUACUCUUCUGCGUCCAAUCGUAGCAGAAUUCUAUCUCAAGCAGCCCAAGUCAGAUGAUUCUAGCAUACAUCCUGAUGCAAAUACGUGUCUGUCGCAGACACUUGUCGAGCGCUGCUCGGCAUUAUGUUUUGAGGCAGCUCGUGAGAUCAUCAGCAUGAUCUACGCAAAUCUCAACCUUGAGACACUGAUCGGGCCAGUCCCUGCGUGGUGGUUCACCGUGUUGUUUGUCUACUCUGCUGCGACAGCACUGCUUGCUGAACGCUUUGGGCCUACAGGAUCAGGCCCGAGAUCGGGACAGUCAUGGUCCUCUACCUCCACAUGGGAUCAGGCAAUGCAGCUCCUGAAAGCAUACGCAAGGGUUGGGGAAUCGGCUGAGCGAUGUGUCGCCGCGCUAGAGAUCCUGUCGGCCAAAUUUCAAUCACAUGCUAGCGACAGGCAAACACAGCACGCCGACGACCAGGUGUCAACAACUCAGAGAGAAUCUGGUCUCGAUAUUGCACAACCCAUGCAUCAAGAGUUUCCCGAUAUCGCGGCUCUUCCUACAGACUUUGAUCUAAAUGCGAUAGAUUUAGAUAUCAGUGAUAUGACAUGGCUGAAUGCUACGGUAGGAGAUAUUAUUUUCUAG
Messenger RNA from Beauveria bassiana ARSEF 2860, 1893 nucleotides. Its product is annotated as C6 transcription factor. Gene Ontology annotation, molecular function: DNA-binding transcription factor activity, RNA polymerase II-specific; zinc ion binding; RNA polymerase II cis-regulatory region sequence-specific DNA binding. Gene Ontology annotation, biological process: DNA-templated transcription; positive regulation of transcription from RNA polymerase II promoter by galactose. Gene Ontology annotation, cellular component: nucleus. The transcript is spliced from 4 exons. The coding region runs from base 1 to 1893 and encodes 630 amino acids. NCBI's taxonomy places the organism in Eukaryota, Fungi, Ascomycota, Sordariomycetes, Hypocreales, Cordycipitaceae. The record is from RefSeq and is a predicted model, not a curated record.